GAAGGCGGGAUUGCAGAGAAGGACACAGCUACUUGAGGAGUGAUGGCAGUGGAAUUCAUUACUGACAUUGUUGUUUACGUAUCUUCUUCUUCUUCUUCUUCUUCUUCUUCUUGAUUUAGUAGAAUCAAAGAAGCAAACAUCCGUUUCUAUUCUUAGUAUAUAUGGCAGAAGCUUGCGUGCAAGUUUGCUAUUGCCAGCAACAUAGAUGUAGGAAACUUAGUUCAAUAGGGUUAUUAGACUCCAACAAACAGGAACAUACUGACAGUCAAAUGUCAUGUAUUGUCACUGAAGUUGUUACAAAACAACAUUAUCAUAUCCACUUGUCCCUUUUAAGAGAGUGAAAUUCGCAAGCAAUGCUCAUCUAGUUGUCCCUUUUAAGAGAGUAUAAUUUGCAAGCAUUGCUCAUCUAGCUCUGGCAAAACCAAGCAAAGAUUCUAACUCAGCCUUCAUAGACAUUUCCAUCAGUCCCAAGGACUAACGAAAAUCAAGUGUGUUUAAUUCAGAAAGUACACAAAGGAGAAUGAGCUCACUUACUGCAACAACUGCCUAUUCAAUGACAAAGAAUCAUUUCUUUGGGUAGGUCGGAUGAUCUGGUCCAACAUCACGCGAACCAGUGUUUAUGUAUGGCCCUCGAAAAGUUGCCUGGGGUGGAAGCGCCUUUGAUGCAUCAAUUGGCUUCCUUGAUGUACUGGAUGACACAAAGUCUCAUCAUUUAAACUUUACAGCAUGAUUAAUAUG
This is a messenger RNA of Rubroshorea leprosula, 738 nucleotides long. The record is from the annotation of a GenBank genome assembly. Lineage: Eukaryota; Viridiplantae; Streptophyta; Magnoliopsida; Malvales; Dipterocarpaceae.